AAUAAUUAGCUCCUCUCUCUCUCUCUCUCUCUCUCUCUCUCUCUUCUGUUGUGUGAUAAACCCCAGCAUUUCCAUCCUCCAAACUCUAGAGCUCCCACCUUGUGGGCUCUGCUCUUCUCUUCUCUUUCUCUGGUGACAAUGCUUCCAUCCAAAUCUAAAUCUGGCUUAUCUGACACUCCAAUUAACAAAACCACACCAGCUACCCCUCGGGUUAGCAAACUAAGCAGGGCCGGAUCCACCAGGUCGGACUCUGCGUUGCCAUCCCCUGUGCAGAAGCGACGCUUAUCAGUUGAUCGGUCACCGAAAUCAGUUGAUCGGUCGCCGAAAUCAGUUGAUCGGCCCCCGAAAUCAGUUGAUCGGUCGCCGAAAUCAGUUGAUCGGCCCCCGAAUUCAGUUGAUCGGCCCCCGAAUUCAGUUGAUCGGUCGCCGAAAUCAGUUGAUUGGUCACCGAAAUCCGUUGAGUCGAAGCCUGCCACUAAGACCAGUAGUACUGAUAAACAACCGCGGACAUUGAAGGGAUCGGAGCUUCAGGCACAAUUGGCUGUUGCUCAGGAAGACCUGAGGAAGGCAAAGCAGCAGUUUGCUUCAGUAGAGCAAGAGAAGAUCCGGGUUCUUGAGGAAUUGGAGGAUGCAAAGAGAUUGGCUGACGAUGCAAAUGAGAAGCUCAAGGAAGCUAUUGUUGCUCAGAAGAGAGCCGAGGAGAACUUGGAGAUCGAGAAGUUCCGGGCAGAUGAAUUGGAACAGGUGGGCAUUGAUGCUGCCCAGGAAAAGGAGGAAGAAUGGAAGAAAGAGCUUGAGAACAUCCGGAACCAACAUGCCGUGGAUGUCUCAAAAUUGCUUUCCAUAACUCAGGAACUUCAGAGAGUGAAACAUGAUCUAGAAAUGGCCACUGAAGCAAAGAACUCUGCCCUAAGCCAUGCUGAUGGUGCCAUGAAAAUCGCCGAGAUCAAUGCAGAAAAGUUGGAGUUUUUGUCUGGGGAACUUGACCGUUUAAAAUCCUUGCUGGAUUCAAAGCUGGAGAGUGUGAAUAAUGAAGCAGCAGAAAUGGUUAAGAAGUUGGAUUCUGAAGUUGACGCUUUGAAGCAAGAACUUGAGAGAACAAAGGCAGCUGAGGAGAAGUUGAUUGAGAUGGAAUCAUUGGCUGAAGGGCUUCAGAUUGAACUGACUGGUGCCAAGAAAGCUGAAUCAGAUUUAACUAAGCUCGCUGAUGAGUGGAAGAAGGCGGCAGAGUUGUUAGAGGUUCAGUUAGAGGAAUCAAAGCAGUCUGAAAAAGCCUUAUCGGAUUCCUUGGCACCUGCAAUGAAACAGCUGGAGGAAAGCAAUGCUUUGUUGGAACAUGCCGAAUCUGAGAUCGGUACUCUUAAAGGAAAGAUGGAAUCCUUGGAUAUUGAGGUCGCUAGGCACAAAACUGAUCUUGAUGAAUCACAUAGGCGUCUUUAUUUAGCCCAGCAGGAGGCAUUGGACAUGGGGAAGACAGUUGAAGUAUUAAAAUCCAAACUUCAGAUGGUGGAGGAGGAAAAGUUGCAGGCACUGAACAAUGAGAAGGAUGCGGCAUCAAACAUUGAAGGCCUGACGGAGGAAAGGAACAAACUGAUUGAUGAGGUUAAUAUUGCUAGAGAUGAAGGGGAAAAGGUCAAGAAAGCAAUGGAAGGUUUAGCUUCAGCUUUGCAUGAGGUGUCUACCGAAGCUAGGGAAACACAAGAAAGACUUUUAACAAAGCAAGCUGAAAUUGAAGAUGCCCAUGCUCAGAUAGAGCGACUGAAAUCAGCUCUCAAGAACACUGAAGAGAGGUAUGAGGUCAUGCUUGAUGAAGCGAGAUAUGAGAUCGUUUGCCUCAAGAAAACUGUGGAAAGACUUGAAACAGAAUCCCAAAGCUUCAGCGGUGAGUGGGAAGAAAAAGAGCUUAAUUUUAUGACUGCUAUUAAAGAGUCAGAUGAAGAACUUGCUUCUCUCAAGGUUGAAAUGGCAAAGGUGGUGGAUGCACUCACAGGAGCAGAGCGUGAAGCAAAAGCUGCAAAGGAUGAUGCAGUCCAGAUGACAACUAAGCUAAGAGAAGCUGAUUCCAAGGGAACUGCUGCUAAUGAAGCAGCAGAAGAAGCAAAGGCUGAGAGUUUGCAGAUGAAGGAAAGUUUAUUGGACAAGGAGAAUGAGCUGCAGAGCAUCACUCAGGAGAAUGAUGACCUUCGGAUCCGGGAAGCAGCAGCCCUAGAGAAAGUCAAAGAGCUGUCUGCAUUGCUCGCAGAGGCCACUGCCAAGAAAACUGAGGAAAAUGGCGAGCUAUCAAACAGGGAGAAAGAUUUUGACCUGCUGCCAAACACUUCUGAGUCUCCCGACGUAAAUGCCAAUGAGAGUGAAGCAGAAAAAAUGAAGUCAGAAACACCCUCAGGAAAGCUCGAAGGUUGUUGGACAGAAGAACCAAAACCCAGAGAAGCUAAUGACAAUGUAGAUCAAAAUGAUGAGGAGGAACCUCUGGAAGUGAAAAUGUGGGAAAGUUGCAAGGUCGUGGACAAGAUUCUUGCAUCAGAGAGGGAGCCUGAGGCAGAAUCAAUAGAUGAUGAUCAAGACUCAAAGAUAGAUAGUGGUAGCUUUGAUCAGAUAAAUGGAUUAUCUGAAAACAUGGAUAAUGGGGCUACUUUGCCUACCAAGCAGCAGCGGCAAAAGAAAAAGAAGGCUUUGCUCCACAAAUUUGGGAGCCUACUGAAGAAGAAGGGAAACCAUAAGUAGCAGAGAAGCUCCACCACAGAGGAAGCCAUGUUCAUAUUCUCUCUUUCUCGGUGUGCGCGUCUCAGAUGCUUAACUGGGUUUGAGGAGCUCUAGCUCUCGAGGUAUGGUCCAUGUGAGAAAACCCCCCUUCUGACAUCCUCGCAGAUCUCUGGCAUGGCAUGCCUUGCUUGGCGUGGUCCAAGUUCUUCAUCCCUGUUGUUUCCUUUGAAUGACCAAAUCUAAGAGGAUGAAUACAAGUCAUGCAGCUCUCUUCAAGACUCUAUACCCUCUGCAGCCACUUCUUUGUAGUUUGUACUCUUGGCUUUCUAGGGGUAUUCUAGGCCAGCCUGCAUACUACUAUAACUUGAUAUUAAACUCCAGGAAUCUUCCUAGUUUCUACUUUAGGUCAAUGAAACCAUGUAAUGGUGGUAUGUUCAAAGUAAUUCCCUUUUGUUUUUGGCCCUUCUUGACCCUGGGUGUUUCCUAGUCUAACCACUCCAGUAACCAGUUUGCCCCACUGCAACAGACUUGUGAGAUUCUGAGUCCAUCUUGCCUGAACCAUGAUUCAUUAUGUGGAUGAAUGAGUGAUUUCUUUAA
This is a messenger RNA of Phoenix dactylifera (date palm), 3300 nucleotides long. Its product is annotated as WEB family protein At3g02930, chloroplastic-like. The record is from RefSeq and is a predicted model, not a curated record. NCBI's taxonomy places the organism in Eukaryota, Viridiplantae, Streptophyta, Magnoliopsida, Arecales, Arecaceae. Gene Ontology annotation, biological process: reciprocal meiotic recombination.